AUGUUGUUCAACUGGGGGAAGUCGCCGGAAAGUCGCCGAGGGCGGCAGAACGCCAUCUUUUUGGAGGGAGGAGGAAGACAGCCGAGUGGGAGGGGAGUGCGGGAUAAGGAGACAGAGAGGCUCGAGGGUGGCCGUGAAAGAGACGGGAGAGAGAGAUCCCGGGGGGCGUGUGCCGUGUGCGAGCUUGUCUUCCGGAGUUAA
Messenger RNA from Colletotrichum paranaense, 201 nucleotides. RefSeq lists its product as uncharacterized. The record is from RefSeq and is a predicted model, not a curated record. The transcript has a single exon. NCBI's taxonomy places the organism in Eukaryota, Fungi, Ascomycota, Sordariomycetes, Glomerellales, Glomerellaceae. The coding region runs from base 1 to 201 and encodes 66 amino acids.